Molecule: messenger RNA, 840 nt
Organism: Dinoponera quadriceps
Lineage: Eukaryota; Metazoa; Arthropoda; Insecta; Hymenoptera; Formicidae
Product: transmembrane protease serine 9-like
Exons: 5
Coding region: 1-840 (279 amino acids)
Biological process (GO): proteolysis
Molecular function (GO): serine-type endopeptidase activity
Source: RefSeq, a predicted model, not a curated record
AUGAGUCGCUUUACGGACGCCGAAUCAGUGGCAGAUGUUCCGUGCGGUAGAAGCGAAAGUGGAAUACGAUCGGCGCGAAUUGUCGGAGGUCAAGAAGCUGCGCCGCGCGAAUUUCCAUGGCUUGUGAGCAUCACAAGGAAAGGCGGACACUUUUGCGGCGGCGCCAUCCUGAAUGAGAGAUUCGUAUUAACCGCAGCUCAUUGUUUAUGCUCCGGCACGAGCAAGAUUCCGGUAGGACAAUUGCGAGUGACGCUGGGCGAGCAUAAUUUAAAGGCUCCGGAAGUGCCGGCCGCAAGACACGAAAGCAUCAUAAACGCGGUGUUGCAUCCCGGUCACAGGUGCGGCAAGUAUGUAGACGAUAUUGCGCUGUUGGAACUAGCCAGACCGAUCGCUUGGUCGGAAAGCGUGAAACCCGCGUGUUUACCUGUGGCCACAGGAAAACCAGGGUAUAGCGCCUUCGGCGGUGAGCACGCCAUCGUGGCGGGAUGGGGCUGGCUCGGCGAGGAUAGAUCCAGAUACAAGAGGGCGGAUGUGCUGCGGAAGGUGGAGGUCCGCGUGGUGACGAACGCCGUGUGCAGCGAGUGGUACGCGAGCCAGGGCAGGUCGACCCGCGUCGGCUCGGCGCAAAUGUGCGCCGGCUACGAGGAAGGAGGGAAGGAUUCUUGCUGGGCCGACAGCGGCGGGCCCUUGAUGGUCGGAAGCCGUCCUGGCGGUAGCGCAAUGGUCGUAGGAGUGGUCUCCACCGGCAUAGGCUGUAGCAGACCGCGGCUUCCUGGCAUUUACACGCGUACGUCGGACUACAUUUCUUGGAUCACGCAAGAGGUGAGGUCUCGUCGGUGA